Caenorhabditis briggsae is the source of this 2118-nucleotide messenger RNA. It is a transcript of the gene Cbr-pde-6, whose product is annotated as Protein CBR-PDE-6. The coding region runs from base 1 to 2118 and encodes 705 amino acids. The record is from RefSeq and is a predicted model, not a curated record. Gene Ontology annotation, molecular function: 3',5'-cyclic-nucleotide phosphodiesterase activity. The transcript is spliced from 10 exons. NCBI's taxonomy places the organism in Eukaryota, Metazoa, Nematoda, Chromadorea, Rhabditida, Rhabditidae. Gene Ontology annotation, biological process: positive regulation of ERK1 and ERK2 cascade; signal transduction.
AUGAGAUGGUGCUGCGGUGGGUCGUAUUCUGAAAAUGGAUCGGGCGGAUCGAGGAACACCCAACAACAGCCGACACCUUUGCUGACAACGGCGGGGACGGCUGCACAGGUGUCCACCACACACGACACUUUUGGACCCAUGCAGGUGAAGAUGCACAAGACGGCCGUCAUCGUGACAGAAGGUACCGGGGAAAGUGUGCUGCUCGACUCGCUUCGAUCGUCCGGCUGGAAUUGUACAGUUUCGUUCCCGACACAGGCCACAUCAGACAUUGAAUCCAUAUGCCCAUUAGCUGUAUUUAUCGAUCUUCGGGUGCCGCAUCCUUCACAAGUCGCAAAAGACGUCUCCUCGGUGAGCACUGAGGAGGUGCUAAUUGCGUCAAUUGCGGAAAAACACAUCAGUGAAAAACGACGGAGAGCUCUGGCGCAGUCAAAUAUUAUUCAUCAUGUGACGUGGAACACUCGAGAUGUUUCAUUAUUCGAUUACGUCGGACGGCUCGCCAACCGGAUUCGUGCUCUGCCGGCUCUUUUUACAGUUUUGGAUGAGACGGACCAAGCAGUGGAAGUGUGUGACGAGCAUCGUGUAGUGCAAUACGUGAAUCGUGCCUACGAAAACGUCACCGGUUGUAUUCGAUCCGAAGUCAUCGGACAGCCUGAAUCGGAAAUGAGACGGAAAUCAUUGCCAAGGGCACGUGGAGAGGAGGAGCGGAGGCGGAGCUCCGAUUGGAAAUUCAUACGGGUACCUUUUGCGAACAAUAGUCAAUUCGUGUAUAUGAAACGCUCAAACACAACCGGUGAAGCGGCAAUCUUCCGCGACGUCUCCCUCAAAUCCCUCAAAUCCCAAACCGGCGGAAUCGAAGCCCCGAUCUCCGAAGUGCUCACCAUGCUCCGCGACGUCUCGUGUCGUGUAGACGGUGAGCCAGCUCAAACUAUCAAAGACGCCAUGAAAGUUCUCUCCUCCCACGAGUUGUAUGCUCCAAGUAUCAAUCGAUUCCGUGACGCUGAUCGAAUCGCAACCCAAUACUACGAUGGUCUAAUCCGCCUACAUCAUCCAGCUAGGCAACGGAAGCGAAGCGUCGUAGAUGCUCAUCGAGAGAAGCGAGGAUCCCAUGGAGAGCGUCGAAGGGUGUCUGCAGAUGUAAAGAAUGCGUUGGAGAAUGACAACUGCUGGAAAUUCGACAUCCUUCAUUUGGAAAAAGUCUCCGAUCACCACGCAUUGUCUCAAGUUGGAAUGAAAGUCUUCGAAAGAUGGAAGGUUUGCGAGGUUCUCGGAUGCUCUGACGACCUUCUGAAUCGCUGGAUCCUCUCUAUCGAAGCCCAUUAUCACGCCGGCAACACUUAUCACAAUGCCACCCAUGCUGCAGACGUCCUGCAAGCCACGUCUUUCUUCCUGGACUCCCCAUCAGUAGCCAUCCAUGUUAAUGAGUCGCAUGCAGUUGCUGCACUCCUCGCAGCUGCAGUACAUGACCUAGAUCAUCCUGGAAGGGGAAAUGCGUACUUGAUAAAUACAAGACAAUCACUGGCUAUUCUCUACAAUGAUAAUUCAAUCCUGGAGAAUCAUCAUAUCGCACUGGCAUUCCAGUUGACGCUCCAACAUAAUGCCAAUGUGAAUAUAUUUUCGAAUUUAUCAAGAGAGGAGUUUAUCCAAAUGAGACAUGCGAUGGUGGAGAUGGUUUUGGCAACGGAUAUAUCCAGACAUUUUGAAUAUUUGGCAAAGUUUAAUAAGAUGCAUGUGACUGAUGUUGCGGAGGAGCAACGGGAUACAAACUCCUUGACCAUUUGCGAUAUGUUGGUGAAGUGUGCAGAUAUCUCGAAUCCGGCGAGAGAAUGGGGACUUUGUCAGAGAUGGGCCCAUCGUAUUGUUGAGGAGUACUUUGAGCAGACUCGCGAGGAAAAAGAAAAAGGAUUGCCAGUAACCAUGGAGGUAUUCGAUCGUAACACCUGUAACGUCCCGAUCACGCAGUGCGGAUUCAUAGAUAUGUUCGCUCGUGAAGCAUUUGCCACUUUUACGGAGUUCGCAAAACUCGGUGAGCUCUCUGAGCAAUUGGAGUCAAAUUAUGAGAAAUGGAAGCUGAUGACGUCACAAUGGACGCCGACACACAACACAAAUUUGGUGCUUUAG